Messenger RNA from Recurvomyces mirabilis, 1497 nucleotides. It is a transcript of the gene DIA4, whose product is annotated as Serine--tRNA ligase, mitochondrial. The coding region runs from base 1 to 1497 and encodes 498 amino acids. Gene Ontology annotation, molecular function: serine-tRNA ligase activity; tRNA binding; ATP binding. Gene Ontology annotation, cellular component: mitochondrion. The record is from RefSeq and is a predicted model, not a curated record. The transcript has a single exon. NCBI's taxonomy places the organism in Eukaryota, Fungi, Ascomycota, Dothideomycetes, Mycosphaerellales, Teratosphaeriaceae. Gene Ontology annotation, biological process: mitochondrial seryl-tRNA aminoacylation.
AUGAAUUACCCCUAUAUAUGCUCGUCGUGUAGACAGUCGCUGCGACAAGUACUCAAGACAUCGUUCGGACACGAUGUCAUUCACCAGAGGACAUAUACCCGUCCCACCUUCGCCCCCAAACCAACCUUGAAUCUCAAGCACAUCCGCCAAAAUCCUGGUCUCUACGAACAAAAUGCCAACGAUAGGAACUAUGCUCCCUUCGCCCGCAAUGGCUGGAAGAUACUCGAGGCACAUGAAAAGCUAGUCGCGCAACAGAAGGAAGCCGUAGAGCUUCGACAGCGGAAUAAUGCUCUGGCCAAGGAGCUCAAGAAGCCCGAGGAGGCGCGGGUGGGAUUGAGGAGUAUCUUGCUUGAUGAAGCGAAAAUAUUGAAGGGGAAGCUGGCGGUCUUUGAGCGGGAGGAGAAGGAGGCGCAGGACGAGAUGGAGAGGUGGGCGUUGGAGUUGCCCAAUCUGAGUUCUUUGCAAACGCCUGUGGGCCACGAACCGCAUGUUUUCAGAUAUCUCAAUGGCGAUGCUCCACCCACGAGUAGGGGCACGAAGUCACAUGUCGAGAUUGGACGAGAACUGGAUCUUCUGGAUUUCGAGGCUAGUGCUACGACGAGUGGUUGGGGUUGGUACUUUCUCAAAAACGAGGCUGCCUUACUGGAGCAAGCACUCAUUCAGUACGCACUCAGCGUAGCCAUGAAAAGAGGCUGGAAAGUCAUGACGCCUCCUUCUCUGGUCUAUGGUCAUAUAGCCAGUGCUUGCGGCUUCAUGCCAAGGGAUACGAACGGCGAAACACAAAUCUACAAUAUCGGUAAUCAAGACACCACAGGUCCGAGUCUUGUGUUGGCAGGCACAGCAGAGAUCCCUUUCGCUGGCUCUCAGGCCAACAAAACAAUUCCUGAAUCUGCCGUUCCGCUUAAAGUCAUCGGCCCUUCACGCUGUUAUCGCGCUGAAGCUGGUGCUAGAGGCGUAGAUACCAAGGGCCUCUACCGCGUCCACGAAUUCACGAAAGUGGAGAUGUUCGCUUGGACUGCUCCUCCUGCUGCAAGCGAAGGUGGCUUCGAUGUCGCAUCCGACGACCUUACGCCUUCAGAGGUUGUGUUCAACGAAAUGCUAGACAUCCAGACCGAGAUCCUCACUUCCCUCGGCCUGCACGCACGAGUCUUGGAAAUGCCUACCACCGACCUCGGCGCCUCUGCUACGAGGAAAGUCGAUAUUGAAGCCUACUUCGGUUCCCGGACAGCAAUCGAUCAGGGCUAUGGCGAGGUGACUAGCGCGAGUAUAUGCACGGAUUACCAGGCUCGAAGACUCAACACGAAGGUUAAGUUUGAGAAGGGGGAGGUCAAAACCGGGUUAGCCCAUACGGUCAAUGGGACUGCGGUAGCCAUUCCGAGGAUUUUGGCGGCGGUGCUGGAGAAUGGGUGGGACGAGGGGAGGGGGGGUGUGGUGGUGCCCGAGUGUUUGAGGAGGUGGAUGCCUGGCGAGCAGAGGUUCAUUGGGCGGAAAGGGUAA